Tarenaya hassleriana is the source of this 562-nucleotide messenger RNA. RefSeq names its product 10 kDa chaperonin, mitochondrial-like. The coding region runs from base 123 to 416 and encodes 97 amino acids. Gene Ontology annotation, cellular component: mitochondrial matrix. The transcript is spliced from 3 exons. Lineage: Eukaryota; Viridiplantae; Streptophyta; Magnoliopsida; Brassicales; Cleomaceae. The record is from RefSeq and is a predicted model, not a curated record. Gene Ontology annotation, molecular function: metal ion binding; ATP binding; protein folding chaperone.
CCCUACGACCUGGAACCUUCGUUCAGCGUCGCAUUCGAGCUUUAAAUUAAAAAAAAAAAAACCUGGUUGCUCGUCAAUCAACCUUUGAGCAUUUCUUGGAGAAAAAUUCAGGUAGCUCAGAGAUGAUGAAGCGUCUGAUUCCAACGUUCAACCGCGUCCUGGUGCAGAAAAUCGUCCAGCCGACGAAAACCGACGCUGGCAUUCUCCUCCCGGAGAAAUCUGCCAAGCUGAACUCCGGCAAGGUGAUAGCAGUGGGACCGGGCUCAAGGGACAGAGACGGGAAAUUGAUCCCGGCCUCGGUCAAGGAAGGCGACACUGUUCUUCUCCCCGAGUACGGCGGUACCCAAGUCAAGCUCGGCGAACACGAAUAUCAUCUCUUCAGGGACGAUGACAUCUUGGGCACAUUGCACGAGUGAUGGAAAGCUGAGUUUGAGGUUUAUUUAGUGUUUGUAUUAUGACUUAUUAAGGAUAAUCAUUUGCAAGGGACUAAUUUUGGUCGGAUAAUGUGGAUGAACUUUUAUCAAACACCAUUUGCCCAUUUGAAUGCGUCUCUUUGGAACUA